AUGACAACGAUGCAAAAGAAAUCGGGCUCUACACCUGAAGCCCAAAACAAGUCGUUACAAUUAUCAAAUAUCAAUUAUUCAAAAGGAUUCGAGAACACAAGCAACAAAGAUCUAGGAAAAAGCUCCCAACGUAAUGAUAAAAACACAGAUGAGAUUAUUGCAAACUCUGUUAAGCAAUUGCACAAGGCUGCUCCAACACUUCCUAUACAUUCUCCUCAUUCGCCGGUGCAUCCAUAUUCAUAUCCUAAUGUCCAGCAAAAUAAGCUAUCUGGUCGUUACAUCUAUAACAAAAAAGCGCCACAGAAAUCAACAAACAAAUUACUUAAUACUAAGCAGUUGGCUAUAAAUAUAAAUGAUUUUAGAGAAAAGGAAAGAAUAACACCCAACUACUCGACCAUGACUUGUAGUUGUGUGAAAUCUCCCAACUUUGAUGACACAAUAACUCCAAAAGAGCGAAAUUGUUUUGAUUUUAGUCACAGUUCUACAACAAAUAUUAUGGUCAAGGAGCCCACGCUUAAUGUAUCCAAAUCACAUAAUCGCAACAGUAACUAUAACGAUCAUUUACUGCCUAUACCCCAGAGUUCAUUCGAAAAUAUUUCAACAAGUGAUUUAAAUUUAAAAAAAAUAGCUAAUCAGUCGCGUUAUUCUCAACAAAUUCGAUUUGAUAAAGCUAAUAUGGCUUUUUAUGAUAACCCACAACGACUGAGCCGCUUUGCAGCUCAAGACAAUCAGAAUAAAUGUCAUUAUGCACUUACAAUAAGUAAAUCAGAGCAAACUUCUCCAAAUAAUAUAGAUAUUAAAAAGACAACAUUUACAUAUGAUAACAAUAAAAGAAUCGCAAGUUCUUUGCUCUAUGUGUCAUCCGUGGACCCCUGGACAAAGAAAAGUGAGAUACAAAUGGAUGGAUACAAUGAAAUAGGCGAGAAUUCCGGGGAUCCUUGGAUCAAACGAACCGUUGAAUCCCAUACACCAACAUCGCGUUUUAAGGAAAAGUCUCAAAACGGAAAAUUAAAACCAUUUCUAUCUGCCAGAAGGGACCUUUUCUUAGAAACUAAAAAGUCCAAUUAUUUGCAGCCAGAAGUGCAAAGACAUCAAAGUAUCAGAAAUGGGGAGUGUAUAGCUUCGGCACCACCUUCUCCACACUUUUUGAAAACCACAAAUGAAGCUUGUUCUUUAAAUCGCUUACCCAACGAAGCAAUGCAAACCAAGUCUGCCAGCUUUUCACCAGCUAGAGGUAGAAAUUUACUAAAUCCCUUUGGAGAUAUUGAUAUUUGUGAUGACACUGUCACUCGAAAUUCUUUUCAAGCUAAUUAUGUUGCAGGAUCAGAUCAACCACGACAAACAGAACAUUCAAGUAAUAACUUAGACGUUAACAAUCCAAAAAAAUUACAAAACAGACACAGUUUUUCAACAAUAUCUGAGCAAUCGAAAGAUGAACUUCAGUUGAACAUCCGUCGUCUAUCCGAGCAAAUGAGUCAAAUGUCAUUGAAAAAGAAUAUUAAAUUUUCAUUAAGCGAUUGCAAUGUGAACAAUAAAGGAAGUAACGACCAGGAAACUCUAACUGUCCAAGGAUCGCAUUAUACGGGAAAUACAGAUUGUAAGGAGAUCUCGAAAAGAAAGGAAGGUUUCAGCUCGUUACAGCAGAACCUAAACCCAAACGUUUCCACAGUUCUUGGCAAUACUAAAAUUUAUGCUAGCUGUCAAAAGUCGAAUUCAAUGCAAGAAACCACCUGUUGAAUCUAUUGUUCAAAAUUUAAAUGUUGCAAACGUGGAUAUUCGUGUCUACAUAUUCGAAUCAAAAUAAAUUACAUAAGUAUUCAAAUUAA
This is a messenger RNA of Drosophila innubila, 1826 nucleotides long. RefSeq lists its product as uncharacterized. Bases 1 to 1737 code for a protein of 578 amino acids. The record is from RefSeq and is a predicted model, not a curated record. NCBI's taxonomy places the organism in Eukaryota, Metazoa, Arthropoda, Insecta, Diptera, Drosophilidae. The transcript has 2 exons.